Schistocerca serialis cubense is the source of this 1572-nucleotide messenger RNA. RefSeq names its product tektin-1. Gene Ontology annotation, biological process: cilium assembly; cilium movement involved in cell motility. The transcript is spliced from 8 exons. NCBI's taxonomy places the organism in Eukaryota, Metazoa, Arthropoda, Insecta, Orthoptera, Acrididae. Gene Ontology annotation, cellular component: nucleus; microtubule cytoskeleton. The record is from RefSeq and is a predicted model, not a curated record. The coding region runs from base 1 to 1572 and encodes 523 amino acids.
AUGGAGGCUGUUGAGUGGGUAGAUUUGUUGUUGGCUAAAGAAUUGCAAUGGAAACCUGAUGGUCUUGAUGUAUGCAAACUCUACCACUGGUGCACCAAGAUCAGAUUUGAAUGCCCAUUAAAACCAAGCAGCAGGAGGAACAAGGCCACCAACCAAGAAGAGCUGAUGCCUGCUGAGGCUCCGGGCUAUGUGCUGUCCCAAGAUGAUCCAUAUCCCUCACAGCCUGCUGUUCCAAGAUUAUACCGCUUGCCUCCAGAUGGUGGCUCUGUGCCAGCUGGGGGUGUGGGUCAGCAACUGGCUGAGGAUAGUGUACCUGUGCCACCACCUUACCUGCCACAGCCAGAGGACCUGCCAGAACCACAGCUGGUACCAACCACUGCAUGGCGCUCAGAGCCUGAAUGGCGUGCACACAACUCACGGAUCAUGUCAGCUGCUGCUGCUGCCGUGCACACUGCCAACCUGUCGGACACGGCGACGCGCCAGUGCAUGGAGCGGUCGGCGGCGACGACGGACGCGUCGCAGCGGGCGUCCACGGAGCAGCUGCGGGCGCGCGCGCACUCGCUGCACUGCGCGCUGGGCGAGCUGUCGCGCGCGGCCGAUGCGGCGGCCGGCGAGCUGUCGCAGCUGCUGGCGACGCGCCGCCGCCUGCGCGCCGCCCUCGACGCCCUGCGGCUGCCCGCCUGCAUCGUCGCCGAGUGCCUCGACCGCCGCAGGGACCGGCCCGGCGCCGAGCUCGUCGCCGACUGCGCCGACCGCGAGCUGCGCAAGGAGCAGGCGAUGCUGUCGGAGGCAGCAGCCGAGGAGCAGCGCCUGCUGGAGCAGCUGGAGAGCCAGAAGGCGUCCGUGAUGGCGGCCAAGGCGCGCCUGGAAGCGGACUGGAGCGACAAGCGGCAGGCGCACCACAUCGAGGCGGCCAACGUGGCGCUGCGCAACGCCUCGCGGGACCUCUUCUGGCGGCCGGGCGCCGUGCGCGAGCCUAUGGGGCAGACGGACGAGGCGUCGUGGGCGGCGAUGACGCGGGAGAACGUGUCGGUGGCGGCGGCCGAGGUGCGCCGCUCCGAGGAGCUGCGGGGGCGCGUGGACGCGACGCUGGCCGCCGUCAGCCGCGCGCUGCGCUCGCAGGCCGACGCCGCCGACGCCGCGCUGGCCGAGCGCGCCGCGCACACCGACCAGUGCGCCAGGGACAUGCAGGCCGACCUGCUGCAGGUGCUGGAGCGGACGGCGGCCACGGAGCAGCAGAUCGCGGACGUGAAGCAGGCGCUGCGCAACCACGAGGUAGCGCUGCGGAAGGUGCAGACGCGCCUGCAUGCACGCCUCGCCAGGCCCGGCGCCGAGAACUGCCGUGACGCGCCGCAGGCCGCGCUGCUGGAGGAGGCGCGGCAGGUGCAGGAGAACGUGGGGUCGCAGCAGGUGGAGCUGCGCCGGGCGCAGGCGGCCCUGGCGGCGCUGGUGGCGCGCCGGGCCGGCCUCGAGCACGAGAUCGCCUGCAAGCAGCGCGCGCUCGCCGUGGACCGCCGCUGCCGCGCCCUGCGCGCCGACUACCCCUCCACCACCGCCCUGGCCGGCUACUGA